Molecule: messenger RNA, 1938 nt
Organism: Exophiala spinifera
Lineage: Eukaryota; Fungi; Ascomycota; Eurotiomycetes; Chaetothyriales; Herpotrichiellaceae
Exons: 2
Coding region: 1-1938 (645 amino acids)
Biological process (GO): sucrose catabolic process
Molecular function (GO): sucrose alpha-glucosidase activity
Source: RefSeq, a predicted model, not a curated record
AUGAGCGCUGUCGAACAACCUUCAUCUCUGGAUGAAAGUGCAAUCAGCAAUUCUACUCCUUCACCCAACACAGUAGAUGACUACGCUAACACAGCGAGUUCAGUAAGAAGCACCGAGUUAUCUGAUCAGGAAUUUGGGACAACUGCAACGUCAAGCGCAUUCAGCUCCAGGCCUUCAACGCCGCGUUCAGAAGCUGGCUUCCGCAGAUGGCGACCAGGCUUUCAUCUCAUUGCUCCCCGUGGAUGGCUCAAUGACCCCUGCGCUCCGGGCUACGAUCCCCAAAGAGGAAUCUACUCGUUGGGCUUUCAGUGGAAUCCUUAUGACUACAAAUGGGGGAACAUGUCUUGGGGGUCUGCAUUGUCCCUCGAUUUUGUGAACUGGGAUGUCUCUGACAGUCCAGCCAUGGAGCCUACGAAAACCAUGGACCGGUGUGGCGUUUUCACGGGAUGCAUGCUGCAAAGGGGCCAUGCCUCAAACGAUACCUCCGAAGCCACCGACAGUGACCGUUCAACCACAGUGGCAUUCUACACGUCUGCUCAGAAACUGCCUAUAACAUACAAGCAACCUUACACCCGUGGAAGCGAGCAGCUUCAUCUGGCGAUAUCUACCGACAACGGCCGUUCAUGGAUCAGGACAGCAAACAACACCAUUCUCUCUGAACCUCCCACAGACCUUGGAUCGUCCGUCAGAGGCUGGCGAGACCCUUUCGUGGCACCAUGGAAAGCGUUGGACAGAGCCUUGGGCAAAAAUGACUCAAAACCUGGAUUGUACGGCAUCAUCUCGGGAUCGAUACACCAACGAUCGCCAACGGUGUUUCUAUACGAGCUAGAUAAAAUGGACAUCACUAGAUGGGAGUAUUUAGGCCCGAUGAACGACAUCUCUGUCAACUUCUCACCAUCGCCUUGGUCAGGAGACUUCGGUGUCAACUGGGAAGUUGCGAACUUUGUCGACUUGGUAGACUCGGAUGGCACCGCAUACUCAAUCUUGAUUGUUGGUGUCGAGGGCGUUAGAAACUCCUCUGAAGGCCAAGAACGAAGUGAGCUGAUCAAAGAGCAUAAACAAAUGUGGAUGUCUGGCUCGUUAGGUCAACAAGAAGGCGGCGUACGAAUGCAUUACGAUUUUGGCGGAUACUUCGAUCAUGGCUGUUACUACGCCUCCAACGGCUUCCAAGACCCUGUCACUGGCAAUUUUGUGACUUUUGGGUGGAUCUUUGAAGAAGAUCUGUCGUCAGGGCGGGUUGCGCAGCAAGGCUGGAGCGGAUGUCUAUCCGUUCCACGGGCCAUUUCCAUGAGAUCCCUGCACAAUGUCACUGGUGCCCUCAGGAGUAGGAUCUGCGAUAUUGGCUGUGUUGGCUCUUUGGAAGCUAAUGGCAUUUAUAACCUAAAGGUUCUAGGCAUUUCACCCGAUCCGAGAUUGUCCCUGCUGAGAAACCAUGAACUUCACACCAGGUCCACAGAUCAAGUGGUCUGGUUUGAAGAGGGCAUGAAGAGGCAGUGGGAGUUUGAAGGAAGCUUUGGGGUUGAGGAGUCUGCCAUCGUCGGGAUGGAGAUCGCUCAUGACGAAGACUUUGCAACUUUUACCUCAAUUCUCUUCUCUCCCGUCGAGGAGAUCGUAACAAUAGACCGAGGUCGAUCUACAACAGAUCCCGGAAUCAACACGUCCCCAGAAAGAGCGAAGCAUACGCUUUUCUCCUUCGCCAAUGGAACAUCGGAAACCUUGGACCUACACGUCUUCUUCGACGCCAGUGUGCUCGAGGUCUUCGUCAACAGCAGGACGGCGAUCGCCACUAGAAUCUAUCCACAGGGUGGAAAGUGUUUCGGAGUACGCUGGGUGCUGCGGCAUUCUGGAGCAAGCGACAUCAUGAGUGAGCGGCGUCCACCAACGAUUCAAGGGACAUUUUGGUCGCUGAGAGAGUCUGUGCGGUUCUGCAAGAGUUGA